Molecule: messenger RNA, 1222 nt
Organism: Orycteropus afer afer
Lineage: Eukaryota; Metazoa; Chordata; Mammalia; Tubulidentata; Orycteropodidae
Source: RefSeq, a predicted model, not a curated record
CCUCUGGACGGAGGGAGGGGAAGUGGCCAGAAGGGGAAGUGUGAGGAGUUCCCCUCCUGUCACCAGUGUCCUCGGGCCUUCGGAGUGGCGGCCCCGCAGUCCGGCCGCAUCCAUGGAACCUCUGGAGACCCCCGUCAAAGAUGGCAUCCUCUACCAGCAGCAUGUCAAGUUUGGCAAGAAGUGCUGGAGGAAAGUGUGGGCACUGCUGUACGCAGGAGGCCCAUCAGGCGUGGCCCGGCUAGAAAGCUGGGAGGUCCGCGACGGCGGCCCAGGGUCUGCCGGGGACAGGUCUGCACGGCGUGGGGAACGGCGGGUCAUCCGGCUGGCUGACUGUGUAUCUGUGCUACCUGCUGAUGGUGAGAGCUGCCCCCGUGACACUGGAGCCUUCCUGCUCACCACUACGGAGCGAAGUCACCUGCUGGCCGCUCAGCACCGCCAGGCCUGGAUGGGCCCCAUCUGCCAGCUGGCCUUCCCAGGCACAGGGGAAUACUCUUCAGCAUCAGGGGAGGCUGAAUCUCCUACCAGGGGUUUUGUCCCCAUGGAGGAAAACUCCAUCUAUUCUUCCUGGCAGGAAGUGGCCGAGUUUCCAGUGCUGGUGCAAAGGACAGAAGCCGCCACCCGCUGCCAGCUGAAGGGGCCCUACCUGCUGGCACUGGGUCAGGAUGCCAUCCUGCUGAAGGAGCCCUCCAGCCCGCAGGCCCUCUACACCUGGCCCUACCGCUUCCUGCGCAAGUUCGGCUCCGACAAGGGGGUGUUCUCUUUUGAAGCUGGCCGCCGCUGCGACUCAGGCGAGGGCUUCUUCGCCUUCAGCAGCCCCUGCGCCCCCGACCUCUGUGGCGCUGUGGCCGCAGCAAUUGCCCGGCAGCGAGAGCGGCUGUCGGAGAGCGCGGCCGCCCGGCCCUGCCCCCUGCCGCGAGCCACCCGCGCCAGCGGGCCGCCGGCCGCCGCCGAGCACCUCUAUGAGAACCUGUGCGCCAUGGAGGGCAGUCCCGAGGCCAGCAGCAUCUACCACAACAGCGAAGACCUGAGCUGGCCCGGCCCCGGCCCCGACGACAGCCUGGAGGCCCAGUACCGGCGGCUGCUUGAGUUGGAGCUGAGUGAGGCCGGCGAUGAGGCCGGGGCCAGCGUGCGCUCUGGCGCUCAGACGGGCUUCAAGGCCAAGCUGGUGACACUGCUGAGCCGGGACCGGAGGAAGGGGCCUGUCCCAUGUGACCGGCCCUGA